Molecule: messenger RNA, 5006 nt
Organism: Stylophora pistillata
Lineage: Eukaryota; Metazoa; Cnidaria; Anthozoa; Scleractinia; Pocilloporidae
Product: UDP-glucuronosyltransferase 2A3
Molecular function (GO): UDP-glycosyltransferase activity
Source: RefSeq, a predicted model, not a curated record
UUUUUUUUUUCGCGCGAGCGGCCAUUGUUAGCGCGGGAAAAAUAAUAUAUUUCGCGACAAUAAUGGAUACAAACCAAAAUGAUAGCUAUUUUUGCUUUAACGAUCAUGUUGCUGACAUUUGCAAAUCUUCAUUUUAUCAUUUGCGAAAUAUUAGCUAUAUUUCAAGAAUAUAGAAGAAGCUAGAGUUGCCCUCGGCUAUUGCCUCGGGCAACUCUUACGCUUCUUUCGUGCUCUCCAAACUUCCCACGUGCUCCAUAACUCGAUAGUGCACGCUAAAGCAUGAACCAAUUGUUAAUUAGAGACUUAUGGUCUAUGCCAGCACGCUUGAGUUGCUAAAGCAAGUAAAUUCGUCGAGACGCUUUCAUAGUAACAUUAUCUACAUGAUCGUUCCAUUUAACUAAUUCCUUACAGUGACGCCGAUUUUUGUGGUUGUGACUUGAUUCUGUCCUUAAAAUCCUUAAACCCUGUUGUGUUGACGGUUGAGUGCAAUAUGGAAACGUUAGUGUAGGUGAAAGUAUUUUUCUUGAAAACGGACAACACGUUACCUGAAAACACGUCACUGUGGUGGGGACCUUAAUGAUGCUAAUAUAGCUUGUUUUGGUCGCGCGCCUUCAUCAAAGGGAAGUUGUGCUAGGCAGUGGAUAUUUGAGAGUUUUUUUCUUUAUUUGGAUCUGAAAUCUCCAAAAAAAAAAAAAAAACCUAAAAAAAAUACGUCAAAUUGCGCCAAAAGCAACCGCCAUCCGCCCCCAAGGUCGUUCCCGUUUAAAAGUCGUCCUCUCUUAAUAGUGGUCGGGAAUGUGUAUUUCUGUAUUAGUCCUUUUCAUUUUUCUUUAGAUAUCUCGUCUUGUUCUAUUCGCACACAAUUUCGUUUACUAUCUAAUUUUAAUUAAUAUUCAUUUAUUGUUUCUUUAAAUAUAUUAUUCAAGAACCAAAAAAUCACUUUACUUCUGAUAAAAUACUAUAUACUCAACUAUAACUCUUAUUGCGCGAUUUUGUCUCCUGCGAUGCUGGUAGGUGAAUAGUACCUGAUAAUCACUUUCGAUCUAGCCAAUCAGCGGGCGCGAUGAUAUACCACUACUAAUGCAGGUCUUUCCACUAAAUAAGUGACGUUAAAAUGGUCUAAAAUACACGAAGCUAAAAUAGUCAAACGUUGUUGAAUCCCACCUCUCGUUUCUAAGUUGCUGCUAUCGAAAAGACGAUGGAGCAUGCAGUUUCCCAACGAACAGGGACAAGAAAAACAACGAGUAAUGGACAACGUGUAAAUCAACAACACGUCAAUAUUGACAACGUGUCAAGGGACAACGUGGAAGUGACAACAGCAACAAUCAUACCAGAAGAGACAACUGAAAAGUAAAUCCACGAUAACGUCAUUUCCGCCAAAAGCUUUUGUUCAUAGUAGGCCUCUAGGUUAUUCCUUAGAGACCGGCUCAGCACGCACGUCAUCUUCCAUAUUCUAGUUGCAGAAGUCUCUCCCUUAUAUGCGGCAAUUUGAAGGUGACGACCCGAGGGUGACGACUUAGAAAAGGCGACAACGUGUGACCUUUUCCUGAGCUUCUGUAACCAGGUGAAUGAGAACUUUGGAGACGCGAAGUUAACCGCAACAUGGUGACGCCUUCGACGAAAUCACUGUCCCUGGUGCUACUUUUAGCUUUACUAUUCGUUAAGUCGGCUUUUUCAGCACGUAUUGUAGGGUUUCAUGCCAUAGGAGGAUCACAAUACAUUAACACGAGAAACGUCUUAGAGGAACUGGCCUCUAGGGGACACGAGGUUGUCUUGGUUGUUGCAUCAUCGUUUGAAAAAUUCAAACCGAGUGAGAAAGUGCCACACAAGAUCUACCAAGUUCCAUACAAACCAGGCUUCAUGGAGAAUACUAUAGUGCCACUUGAACUGGAAGGGAAACUGCUUGAGCUGUUGUUUAAAAUGAAAGAUGUCUUUCGAGUUAUGUGUGAAAGUGCUUUAACUUCCUCUGAAGUCCUGAAGGAGUUGCAGAACUGUGAUCUCCUCAUUUAUGACAGUUCUUCUUUCUGUGCUGCAUUACUUGGCGAACGCCACAACAUUCCUCUCACUGAGUUACUGCCUUUGUCUCCAAACAGCCCAGCUGCUUCUUUUCACAUGAUACCCAUGCCACUUUCCUAUGUUCCUCUUCUUCUUACGGGAUUUACUGAUAAGAUGACUUUUGUGGAACGUGUUACAAAUUUGGCAUUUUACUUUGGACAAAAACUAUUCAUUAGCAUGGCAAUUAACAAGCCAAUGAAUGCCCUUAAAGUAAAGUACAACAUAAAAGUUGAAAGGAGCUUUGAAGAAGCCAUUGCCGAUGUAGAACUGCUGUUGAUAUUAGCAGAUUUUGCAUUGGAAUAUCCCCAACCUCUAUUGCCAGGCCAAAUCAUGAUUGGACCACUGAAUGUGAAAGAUGCUCAAUCUCUCCCCCCUGACUUAGAAGAAUUUAUCAGCAAUUCAGGGGUUCAUGGUUUUAUUAUUUGUUCCUUUGGCUCAAUGGUGGCUUCAGUCCUUCAAAGGGAGAAAGUAGACAUGCUAGCUACAGCAUUUGGAAAACUGAAACAAAAAGUUAUUUGGAGACUUAAAGGCUAUAUCCCAUCCAAUCUUAGCUCAAAUAUCAAAGUAAUGGACUGGUUACCCCAGAGUGAUCUCCUGGCUCACAAGGACAUCAAAGCUUUUGUCUCUCAUGUUGGACACAACAGUCUUUACGAGUCUGCAUACUAUGGAGUUCCAUUAGUGGCAUUUCCACUGGGUGGAGACCAGGAUAGUAAUGCUAAGAAAGCAGAGCAUUUGGGCCUUGGUCUAGUUGUGGAUCAUAAGAGCAACAAUGCUGAGAAGCUGUUUGAAACAAUUGAGCAAGUUAUUGUUGAAUCACGAUAUAAAGCAAAAGCAAUGCACAUUUCAGGUCUUUUGAGGGAUCGUCCACAAACACCUCUUCAAAAAGCCUGCGACUGGAUAGAAUAUUCACUCAGACAUGAUGGAGCUCUGCACCUCCAAGCUCAAGUGUUUAACAUCCCUUGGUACCAGUACUAUUUACUUGACGUCAUAGCUUUCCUUUUUGCAGUAGUAACUGUCACUGUCAUUGUGAUAGGAUUAAUGUGUAGAUUUUUGUGCCAGGCGUGCCGUAAAAAGGGCAGUGGUAAAACCAAAAAGGAUUAAUGUUAUUUUUUGUUAUUAAUCCACUCCACUUGUGUCUUAAGAUGAUCACCCUCUCUCGCACAACCCCCCCUCACCCCCCAAACGGAAUGGGCACAUAAGCACCAGAAGCUGAGCAAACCAUCAAGGUCUUUCUGCCAUGCAAGUAUAACACAUAUGUAAUUGCUAACUUGUUCAGCAGGGUCAAUGAUGUUUUAGCAAGUACCAGCCUCAUGUGAAAAAACAUUUAACCAAGGAGAACUACUUGAGGUGUAGUGCUUCUUUCAGUUUUCACUUGGCUUAGAACAAUUAAUGCACAUUUGGAACUUUUACAGGAGGUCAUCUCUCUCUCAAGAAGGUCUUGACAUUCAAUUACUCCUUGAGGAAAAUUGUUAGCCUUUCUUGGCCUUUAAGCAAACAUACAGAUGUAAAGUUCCACCUUAAAUUUCAUUGCAUUUAACACUUAUUUACUCCUGGCAGUCAGUGAGAGCCAGUAGCCAGCUAGUCCACCAUCUUUUACCAGCUUCUUUCAACUCAUUUUACCUUAAGUGUUGAUGAAAAAGUUGUUUAACUACUGAAAGACCACAGUGGAAAUAGUAAAGCCACCAUUUCCCAGUUUUGAUUAGAAUUGAAUGCAUAAUUUACCUGUAACAGGGUUAGGUGAAUGAAUCAGUUCCAUGCUCAGAAAUAGCUUAACAGUUCACGCCAACUAUGUGGAAUGUUGGACAUUCUAAUUGAAAAGUUUCAAGUCUUGCGUGUAAUCUGAAAGAACAAUAUGGCCUCUUCUAUAUGCUGUUCACCUAAUAUUUCUUAUUUACCUUCUACUCUCAACACUUAUUGACAGCCUUGUGUAUUACUAAGCUUAUAAGUCACCAAUAAACAGUUAUGCUAAGCAGUUUAUUUACAACCAUUGGAAAGGCACAGAAACUCUGCACGUUUUUACAAGAACCCAUAUUUUAAAUAUUGAAAUACCAUACUGUUACCAGUAUGUUUAAUAUGCAAAUCCAUCCAAAUAUCAAAGUAAUUCUUCUUACAGAAAACAAACAUAUGGUUGAUGAUCAGACUAUAACAAUUAAUCAUAUAGUGUGAUCACACAAAUAAUCACAUUACAAGACAGACGGUACGCAAUUCCCAAAAUUGAAAGGGAUCUCUGUGGGAGUGAGUAAUGUAAUGCAAUAAUUUUGCAUCAAAACUGAGCUCCAGAUUGUUAAAGCAUGAACAAUGGAACCUAGAACCUGGCCUUCUGAUUUUUACUUGUGGAAGUGAUUAUAAAAUACCUUCAACUACAGAAAGAAUUUCAAUAGAGGAAGAACCUAACUAUUGAACAUUUGCACGAAUUUGGGGUCUUAACUCAUCAGAAGUAAGAUACAUUUUUGAAGACUUAUGUAAAGGGAUCAAAAGAUUUUUCUUCCCAUAAGAAGUCGUUCAUUUCCUAUACCUUUGAAAAAAUUUACAGACCUAUGUACCGUACUUAUUGGACAGUCACAAUAAACUUAUCAAAGUAUAAUUGAUAACCGGGCUCCCAUUUAGAUUUAAUAACGAGUAUGAGAAACAAAAAGGAACACUUGUGAGAAUGAGAGAGUCGCAGACCCUUCCUCAACCGCAUACUCAAAUCCCCUGCCUACAUCCCCAAGCUGUGUCAUAUUUCCCAUCUUCUCCCACAACACCCCAAGUGCAUGCUUAUUUAUAUCCAAACCAUGACGGUACAUUUGAAUUACUUCAUACACCAUAGUUAAACUUGUGUUUAGCAAAGCCUAAUGAAACUAAAGAUGGGAUGAAUUUGAUAGCUGUCUCCUAGUUUCUCUCCUUGCGAGUUUAGGACGAGGAUGCAACAAACAACUUAAAAGACUUCAUUUCUAGGUUACAAAAAGAAG